GUUCUCCUUUUUCGGAGACUUCUGAUGAAGUUGAGCGUGUGUGAGUGUGUUUGGCGAAGAGUGAAAUGUCAUCGGUAUACGUGUAAUCUUUUCAUUCCUCGCUGGAAAAAAGGUGAAAAUCGCGAAAAGUACAGCGUCAGAAGUGUCCCAGAAUCGUGAAAUUCCAUCUUCAGCUGGUGCUGCUGCCCUUUUUGCUGCUAAACUGUCCAGAGAUGACGCGCGAGCGAUAGAAGUCGUACAAGUUGGGCGACAUAACCUCAAAGGGAGAUAUUUUUAUAACGCGAGAGAGGAAAAAGAGCUGCGAAAAUGCGUCUUUUCGCAGUUGUUUGGCUAUUAAUAGUGGCUGUUUGCCAGGUCAGAGCCUCCACCAGUCAUUCCAUCACGACAUUCAUCAACGCCAAGUGGAAUGUCACGCCGUUCGCUCUGGAAGUGUCUGAAUACCUGGCGGACGAGAAUGCCAACCUGUUCUGGGACUUUGUGGACGCUGUGAACGAGCUGGACAUGGAGGCAACGCAAUCAGACGACUCCAAGAGCUACAAACAGAGCCUGAAGGUGGCGGAGAAGCUCCUGAGCGCUCCUCAAGUGAGUCUCCUGAAGCUCUCCCUGUCCCUGCACAGUCUCUCACCUCGUGUGGAAGCGCACCAGCAAAUAGCCCAGGAAGUGCUCGAGGACAGCGACUGCAAAGCCUCGACUUUUGCAGUGAUUGGCGGAAAGAUCGCAUGCUCAAUUGCAGAGCUGACGAAACUGAUGAAAUCUCCCCAAUCUUCAUCGCUGGAGAUCUUCCAAUUCGACCACAUCUAUCCUGGAUCUGAGACCACGGAGAACACAGUCAUUCUUUAUGGGCUGAUUGGCACGCGGGAGUUGAAGAAGUUCCACGAUCUCUUGCGCGAUCGCGCAAUUGCCGGAGAUGUUCAGUAUGUUCUCAGGCACUAUGUCAAGGGUAGGGCAAAGAAGAAGGUGCGUCUAUCUGGCUACGGAGUGGAGCUGCAUCUCAAGUCCACGGAGUACAAAAGUCAGGACGAUUCGCCGCGUGCGCCUGGCGAGAAUGUGGCUGAACAAGUGGACACGGGAGAGACUGAAGUAAAUGGAUUUGACUUUCAGAUACUAAAAUCGCGCUAUCCGGAACUGUCGCAAUCGCUGGAGUCCUUCAGGUUGCGAUUGCUGGAGAAGAGUCACGAGAUUGCGCCACUGAAGGCGUGGGAAUUCCAGGAAUUGGGACUCCAGGCAGCGCAUCAGAUCGCCUCGACGCAGAGCGACGAAGCGCUGCACAUAAUUCAGUACACGGCGCAGAACUUUCCCGUCCAGGCCAAGUCGCUGAUCCACACGACAGUCGACGAGAGCUUCAAGAAGGAGAUGAAGCACAACAUUGACGUCCUGGGCAGGAAUCUGAACCUACAGCCGCCGGACGCGGCUCUGUUCAUCAACGGGCUGUUCUUCGACGCCGAGACCAUCGACAUGGAGAACCUCCUGGAGACGCUGAAGAGUGAGAUGCGCUCGCUGGACGGCCUGCACUUGGUGGGCGUGAGAGGAGCGGCUGCGAAGUCCCUGAUUGCGCUGGAUCUGCAAUCGUCGGCCAAGGAGUUCGCCAUUGACUUCAGGGACUCAUCAAUUGUGUGGAUCAACGAUAUUGAGCACGAUUCGUCGUACAGAAGAUGGUCUUCGAGCGUGAUGGAGCUGUUGAGGCCAACGUUUCCGGGAAUGCUGAGGAAUAUUAGGAAAAAUCUGUUCAAUCUCGUGCUGAUUGUCGAUCCCGUGACGUCGGCUGCGCGUGGAAUUCUCAAGCUAGCCGAGAGCUUUGUGCAACACUCCGCGCCUGUGCGUCUGGGCGUUGUUCUGGACUUCCAGAAGGCUGAGGGAGCAAAGGAAGAGGUAUACAAUGCGAUCCUGCGCGCUUUCAACUAUGUCACGCAGAAGAAGAGUGCAAAGGAAGCACUCAGCUUCCUCAGCGAACUCUAUUCAGCCAUCAAUGCGGAGCGGGAUGUGACUGUGGAGGACAUUCAGAUGCAGCUGAAACGAGGGAAUUCGGGAUUGACGCCGGAGCAGAUCAAGGACAUCAUCGACGAGGAUUCUGACUAUGAUUACGGACGGCAGCUGUCGAUGGAGUUCGUGCAGAGAUUGGGCAGCACUGCAUCGCCCAGUGCCAUCAUGAAUGGCGUUCCUCUGCCCAGCGCCAGCCUGACUGUGGAUGACUUCGAGGAGCUCGUGCUGACGGAGAUCAUGUCGCAGACGCCGACGCUGCAGAAGGCGGUUUACAAGGGCGAACUCACGGACAGCGAUGACAUUGUCGACUACUUGAUGGGAUUGCCGCACGUGAUGCCGCGUCUAAACGCGAAGAUUCUCUCCACCGACGACGUGCAGUUCCUGGACGUCAGCGGGAAACCACACAAGGAUCUCGAGAACAUCAAAGCCAUGGCGAAAUUGUCAAAUAGUGACAUGACGGCGACUCUGCUGGAGAAUGUGAAGUACUUUGCGCCGAAGAACUCCUUCACCAAACUCCAGGACAAUCAAGUGCACUUCGUCACACUUAUGGUUGUGGCGGAUCUCAUGACUGACGAUGGUCUGCAGCUCUUCCGCAAUGCUGUGGAGUUUGUGAAGAACACCAAGAGUGUCAGGUUGACUUUUGUGCCCAACACUGAAGGAUCCGCGAAGCCAGCGAGAGAGAAUCUUAACAAUCUCGUGUGGGCAGCGAGUCACACUCUCUCCGCCACGGAUGGCCUGAACUUUGUCAGCAAUCUGAUCGAGGAAUUCAAUGGGAAGAAGGCAGAUAUUCCGAAAUCUCUGCAUGAUCUUCUGUCCUCGACGACUCUCCACAUGAAGAUGCUGAGAGUCUAUUGUCAGCGCGUGCUGAAGAUGAGGAAGUCUGACAGUGGCGUGAUCAUCAAUGGAAGGAUUCUGGCGCCGCUGGCAAGCAAGGAAAUCUUCACGGUGGAAGAUUUUGGUCUCCUCGAGCGCUUCAGUCAGUUGCAGUACGGCGAGAAGAUUAGGAAGACGCUGAAAGACACUCUGCCCGAUGACACUGUGCUGACCAGUGACAUGAUCGUGAGACUUGUGUCAAUUCUCGUGCCUCGGACACACACCAAGAGUCGCUAUGUGAUGCCGGCGGAGCUGAAGGAUGAUCACACGGUGGUGAAUUUGGAGCCAAAAGUGGCCAAAGGACCCUUUUUCGAGGUCGUGGGUGUGCUUGAUCCCGCUUCCAAGGGGGCGCAGAAGCUGGCGCCCAUUCUGAUCCUCCUCCGGACGGUGCUGAAUUGCCAUAUGAAGGUUUAUCUGUGUGCCGUGGACAAGCACAGCGACAUGCCGGUGAAGAACUUCUACAGAUACGUUGUGGAGCCGGAGAUUCAGUUCAGUGCCGAUGGGAAAUCCACCAGAGGACCAAUUGCCAAGUUCACAGGGUUGCCGGUGAAUUCUCUGCUGACGCAGAACUUGCAAGUGCCGGAGAAUUGGCUGGUGGAAGUGGUGAAUUCCGUCUAUGAUCUGGACAACAUCAAGCUGGCGGACAUCAAUGGACCUGUGCACAGUGAAUAUGAGCUCGAGUAUCUUCUGCUCGAGGGACAUUGCUUCGAUUCGAUGACUGGUGCACCGCCGCGCGGAUUGCAAUUCACGCUGGGCACGAACAGGCAGCCGAUCAUCGUGGACACGAUCGUGAUGGCGAAUCUGGGCUACUUCCAGCUCAAGGCCACGCCCGGCGCUUGGAAUCUGAGGCUCAGGCACGGCAAGAGCGCCGAUAUCUACGACGUCACGAGCGCCGACGGGCCGAACACUGUUCACGGCGGUGAGAGCACGCGCGUGAUCAUCAGCUCGCUGAAGUCGCACGUGCUGAAGGUGAAGGUGACGAAGAAGCCCGACAAGCAGUCGGCGGAUCUGCUGGGUGACGAUGGAGAGGCUCAGGCGGGCAUUUGGGACUCAAUCACGAGUUCCUUUGGCGGCGGUUCGGAUGCCCAAGAUUCUGAAGUUAUCAAUGUCUUCUCAGUGGCUUCAGGACAUCUCUACGAGCGUCUUCUGAGGAUCAUGAUGGUGUCGACGAUUAAGCACACAAAGUCUCCGGUGAAGUUCUGGUUCCUGAAGAAUUACCUUUCGCCGCAAUUCAUUGACUCUCUGCCGCACAUGGCGAAGGAGUACAACGUUCAGUAUGAAUUGGUGCAGUACAAGUGGCCGCGAUGGCUUCACCAGCAGACUGAGAAGCAGAGAAUCAUUUGGGGAUACAAGAUCCUCUUCCUUGACGUCCUGUUUCCGCUGGAUGUCAAGAAGAUCAUCUUCGUGGACGCCGAUGCGAUCGUCCGGGCGGACAUUAAGGAACUGCACACGAUGGAUCUCGGCGGCGCGCCGUAUGCCUACACUCCGUUCUGUGACUCGCGCAAGGAGAUGGAGGGCUUCAGGUUCUGGAAACAGGGCUACUGGCGCAAUCACCUGCAGGGCAGGCGUUAUCACAUCUCGGCGCUGUACGUGGUGGAUCUCAAGCGCUUCCGCAAGAUUGCGGCCGGCGAUCGGCUGCGCGGACAGUAUCAGGCGCUGAGCCAGGAUCCCAACAGUCUGUCCAAUCUGGAUCAGGAUCUGCCGAACAACAUGAUCCACCAGGUGGCCAUCAAGAGUCUGCCGCAGGAGUGGCUGUGGUGCGAGACGUGGUGCAGCGACGACGGCCUGCGCACGGCCAAAGUAAUUGAUCUCUGCAACAAUCCGCAGACCAAGGAGGCGAAGCUCACGGCGGCGCAGCGGAUUGUGGGCGAGUGGGUGAAGUAUGACGUGGAGAUCAAGAAUGUGCUGAACAGGGCGGAUGCCGAGCUCCACGGUGAAAUCCUGGACAAGGCGCCGCCACAGGGCGAAGAGCAGCAGGCAGGAGAGAAGGACGAACUGUAGAAGUGACCAGCAUUCCUGAACACCGCGUAAUUCCGAUUCUGCUGUGCUAUUCGAGAGAAGCGCCUCUGACUUUAGAACAAAUUGACGUGAGAAUAAACAGGAUUUGGCAAA
This is a messenger RNA of Phlebotomus argentipes, 4965 nucleotides long. RefSeq names its product UDP-glucose:glycoprotein glucosyltransferase (gene Uggt). Gene Ontology annotation, molecular function: UDP-glucose:glycoprotein glucosyltransferase activity. The record is from RefSeq and is a predicted model, not a curated record. The transcript is spliced from 5 exons. Gene Ontology annotation, cellular component: endoplasmic reticulum. Lineage: Eukaryota; Metazoa; Arthropoda; Insecta; Diptera; Psychodidae. The coding region runs from base 307 to 4854 and encodes 1515 amino acids.